Messenger RNA from Suillus clintonianus, 2800 nucleotides. RefSeq lists its product as uncharacterized. The coding region runs from base 1 to 2733 and encodes 910 amino acids. Lineage: Eukaryota; Fungi; Basidiomycota; Agaricomycetes; Boletales; Suillaceae. The transcript is spliced from 6 exons. The record is from RefSeq and is a predicted model, not a curated record.
AUGGCUGUGCUCGCUGCAUCACGCUCAAAUGUCCACUCUCCAAUACCAACUCCUUCAGAUGAUCUUGCGGACUCAGAAAUCGAAGCUGAUGAUCAAGCACCUGCGAAUGGAGGAGACUUUUUUGGUAUUUACGAGGAAGAUGAAAUCCAAUGGCCCGGUGACAUGGAAUGGUAUGCUAACAGCAGUGAGAGUAGUGACAGCUCAGACUCCGAGGAUGAUGUAGUACCUGGCCUCGAUGAUGCCGAAUGGGAACCCCUCGUAACUGGAAGGGAUUUAGAGGACCAACUCGGAACUGCCGAAGAAGACAGCACAGAGAUGAAUAGCCACAAUCGUGAUUUGCGGCACCCCAUUCCGCAAGCUGACAUAUGUAAUGCAAACGCUGCAUACACUACUGUUAUCAAUUACACUGCAAAUCCAUAUGCCCCCUUCGCCUCUCGAGUGGAUUGGGAAAUUGCACGAUGGGCUAAAUUACGUGGCCCAACUUCAACCGCAUUUUCGGACUUGCUUGGUAUCAGUGAAGUCCAUGAAAAGCUUGGUCUUUCUUACAAGAACUCAAGGGAAUUAAAUAAGAUCAUCGACAAGCAGCUUCCUGGUCGCCCAAAGUUCAGGUGUGAACAAAUUGUCGUCGCAGGCGAGGCUUUCGACGUUUUUUAUAGGGACAUUAUCAAAUGUGUUAAGGCUCUGUAUGAUGACCCAGAUUUUGCCGAUUUUCUAAUCUUUGCACCGGAACGCCACUAUGCAGAUGAGGAACAAACUGUCCGAUUAUUCCAUGAUAUGCAUACUGGUAAAUGGUGGUGGGAUACUCAGAAAAAGCUUGAUCAGCGCAAACCGGGUGCUACCAUCAUUCCAAUUAUUAUUUCGAGUGACAAGACUCAAGUAACAAUGUUCCGAAAUAAAACGGCUUACCCAGUCUACCUUACUAUUGGCAACAUUCCAAAGGAAAUCUGCCGAAAGCCAUCUCGCCGUGCCCAUAUUCUUCUCGCUUAUCUUCCUACUACCCGUCUCGAGCACAUCACCAACCAGGCUUCACGACGCCGAACCAUUGCAAAUCUGUAUCAUGCCUGCAUGGGCCGUGUCUUAGCACCACUGGAGGAAGCUGGCUUAGAUGGUAUUGUCAUGAAGAGUGGCAAUGGUAUCCUGCGUCGCAGUCAUGCCUUAUUUGCUUGCUUCAUUGGUGACUAUCCUGAGCAAGUCUUGGUUACAGGAGUCAAAACCACGGAAUGUCCCAAAUGUGACAUACCACCAGCCGAACUCGGAAGCAAUGCCGCACCUUUCGAGAUGCGCAACCUUGACGCUGUCCUCAAUGCAUUGGCUGCGAUUGAUAACGGAGAUCUCGCAUUUGUACAUGCAUGCCGCGAAGCCGGAAUCAAGCCCAUUAUACAUCCGUUCUGGGAGCCCCUACCCUAUACCAACAUCUUCCAAGCCGUUACACCAGAUGUGCUUCACCAAUUAUACCAGGGUAUCACUAGCCUCUCACAAAUCAGUGGUACAGAGCAUAGUCAGAUAUGCCGUUUUCUACUUGGGAUCAUCAUCGACAUCCGACUCCCCAACCGUCUUGCCCCAAGCCGUCUCAUACGUGCCGUCAGAGGUCUACUUGACUUCCUGUACUUGGCGCAGUAUCCUUGCCACAGCUCCGAAACAUUGACUCUCCUCACAGAAGCUCUCGAUCUUUUUCAUAACAACAAGCAGAUCUUUGUCGGCCUUGGAAUACGAAACAAUUUUAAUCUUCCAAAGCUCCAUGCAGGCCGCCACUAUAUGUCGAUGAUCCAGACUUUUGGCACAACUGACAAUUAUAAUACAGAAUAUACUGAGCGCCUCCACAUCGACUUGGCCAAAGAUGCAUAUCGUGCAACAAACCACAAAGAUGAGUUUGUUCAAAUGACUCAGUGGCUUGAACGCAAAGAGAAGAUCACUCGACAUGAGAGACAUGUCAUGUGGCGCCUCCACGGCAAUCCCAUUCGACACCAACCUCGUCCAGCAAACCUGUCUUUCGACCGGGUUCAAACAUUAACGAAGCAUCCUAGCAUGAAAGCUGUGCCAAUUCAGAAGUUAAUCACGGAGUAUGGGGCCACGUACUUCCGUGAGGUGCUUGCAAGAUAUGUUGCACAGCUGCAUCAUCCACACGAAGCCACCACUCGUCGCCGCCUCGAAGACCUUGCUGCUGCUAUCCACCUUCCAUUCCGCACACUUCCUGUAUAUCAUAUAAUCAAAUGGCGAUCUGAUGGUGCACAGGGACAUGGUGACCCAUGUGUCACAGUGGACAGCGCGCAUGUCAAACCUCGCUGUGUGACCACCAGUCAAAAAGGCGCUGAUGUCCCAGCACGAUUUGAUACUGUGCUUAUUAAUGAUGGGACUGGCCGUUCUGCAGGUAUUGAAGGCUACCGUGUGGGUCAGAUUCGCGUAAUAUUCUCAAUCCCGCAGAAUGCUGUUACAAUGAUGUUCCCUACCACAAUCCAGCCUCCCAAACAUCUCGCCUAUGUAGAGUGGUUCACUUGGUUUCCUCCUACAGCUGAUUCGAACCAUGGAAUGUUCAAAAUCAGCCGCUUCGUGCAAUCGGCUGAGAGAGUUGCAAGCAUCAUACCCAUCACAAACAUCCACCGAAGUGUCCAUCUCAUUCCAAAGUUCGGACCUGUUGCACCUCGUCAAUGGACCAGUAGCGAAGUCCUCGAGCAAUGUGACACUUUUUAUGUUAAUUCUUACAUUGAUAGGCAUACAUUUGUGACAGUUAGAUAGCACAUUGUAACUUCAUUAAAGAAUGUUGAAGUUUAGCAAGAAAUCAUCAACCUUAUCUAUAGCUUGU